UUCUCUCUAAAGGCCGUGGUCUGCUAAUGAACACGUUCAUUACAGUGCCGCCAAAACCUUCCGAAACCCCCAAAACUCUGAUCUGCGGCAUUACAGAAACCUAGAAAAUACCCUUCAGAGUUUUAUUAAUCAAUGUCAUCGAUCAGCUGCGACUCAUGAAUUGCUUAUACGCUCGAAAUGGUAAAUCCCCUUAAACCCCAAUUUCUGAUUCGCUAUUAUUUAUUGGGUCGUCAUCACAAUCUUCUCUUUCUCAGGAGACUUUCCGAAUUUCAUCGAAAAUAUUCCCCAAUCUUAGUUUCUAAAGUUUGUGGAAUCUUAUUGAGUGAUUUUCAUUGGCAACGUAAUAUAGAACUUAAUAGUCGAUUAAUCCCUAAAUUAAAACCUUGUGAUGUUGCUCAGAUUCUUGAAAUCAAUAAAGAUUCUGAAUCUGCAUUGAAAUUCUUUUAUUGGGUAUCUAAGAGACAUUUUUACAAACACAACUUAGAUACUUUUAUUGUGUUACUAAAGCGUCUUGUUGGUGAUCGGCUUUUUGAACCUGCUGAUAAUGUGCGUAUUAGAAUGAUUCAGAAUUGUGAAAAACAGGAAGAUAUGACAAGGGUUUUGAGGUUUCUGAAUGAAAUUAGUGUAAAAGAUUUCAAAUUUAGUUUACAUAGUUAUAAUACACUUUUGAUCCAGUUGGGUAAGUUUGAAAUGGUGGAUGUGGCGCAGAAUUUGUAUGAAGAGAUGAUUAGCAAUGGGAUUGAACCGAAUCUUGUGACAUUGAAUUCGAUUAUUAAUAUUCUUUGUAAGCAGGGAAAAGUUCAGGAGGCUAUGGUAAUUCUAAGUAGGAUUUUUCAGUCUGCGAUGAAACCUGAUGUUUUUACAUAUACAUCGUUGAUUCUUGGGCAUUGUAAAAAUAAUGAUCUGGAUUCAGCUUUUAAGGUUUUCGGUCGUAUGACUAAGGUGGGAUGUGAUCCGAAUUCCGUGACAUAUUCAGCACUGAUUAAUGGUUUAAGCAAUGAGGGUAGGGUAGAUGAAGCACUGGGCAUGCUAGGAGAAAUGACUGAAAAAGGAAUUGCUCCUACAGUUUAUACAUAUACUGUUCUCCUUUCUAACCUUUGUCAGGUCAACCGUGUUAAGGAUGUCUCUCACCUGUUUGCAGAUAUGAAGAAGAGAGAUUGUUGGCCGAAUGAACACACUUACGCUGCUCUGAUCAGUGGCUUUUAUCAAUCGGGUAAUAUGGAGGUGGCAACUGGGUUAUACCACAAGAUGUUGAUAGAUGGAUUGGUACCGAAUACUGUGACGUACAAUAUCUUAAUAAACGAGUUAUGUAAAGGAAGAAAGUUUGUGCCCGCUCUCAAGAUCUUUGAUUGGAUGACAAAGCGUGGUAGCUUGCCAAAUAUUAUAACGUACAAUGAGAUUAUAAAUGGUUUUUGCAAAGAGGGUUUUACUGACAAAGCGAUGGUUCUUUUCAACAAAAUGCUUAAGGUAGGUCCUGCUCCAACUUUGAUCACAUAUAACACUCUUGUUAAUGGGUACUGUCAACAGGGUAGUAUGGAAAAUGCAAGAAGGCUGAUGGAUUUGAUGAAAGGGAAUGGAUGUGAACCAGAUGCAUGGACUUCUACAGAACUCAUUUCUGGAUAUUGUAAAUGGGGUAAGUUGGGCUUAGCUACCAGUGUUUACAAUGAAAUGCUGGACAGGGGCUUAACUCCAAAUCAGGUUGCUUAUACUGCUUUGAUUGAUGGCCACUGUAAGGAUGGGAAGGUUGAUUUUGCGUUGUCUUUGAUUGAGAGGAUGGAGGAGAAGGGUUGCUACCCAGAUAUGCAGACCUGCAAUGCAAUGCUCAAUGGUUUGUCCAAAGAGAAAAGGUACGCAGAAGCAGAGGAACUGCUUGGUAAGAUGGAGGAGAAAGGUCUAUUACCAAAUGUGGUGACCUACUCAACUUUGGUUGACGGGUUGUGUAAGAAUGGCGAGACCCAGUUUGCAUUUAAGAUUGUUGAUGAAAUGAUAAAGAAGGGUUGUCCUGCAAAUCUUUAUACUUACAGUUCACUCAUUUAUGGGCUUUGUCAAGAAGGUAAUCUGAAUGAUGCAGAAAAGUUAUUUGCAGAAAUGGAGCAUAAAGGAAUCUUUCCUGAUCAAGUUACAUAUACCACAUUAAUUGAUGGUUUCGUUAUGUUGGGCACGGUAGAUCAAGCAUUUUCACUUCUGAAGCGGAUGAUGAGUGUGGAUUGCAAACCUAAUUACCGAACUUAUAGGGUGUUGAUGAAAGGGUUGCAGAAAGAACACCUUCUCGUAGAGAAUUGUGCGGAUGCCCCCAGUUUAACUGAAAAGGAUAUCACUUUCGAUCUGGUAUCCCGCCUCCUUGUCAGAAUGUCUGAAAAUGGCUGUGAACCCACUGUUGAAACCUAUAGUACUUUGGUGAGAGGCCUAUGUAGAGAAGGCCGAACUCUUGAAGCUGAUAAUCUGGUAGAAAAUAUGGUACGCAAGGGUUUGUCUCCUAACGAAGAAAUAUAUAACUCACUCCUAAUCGCUUAUUGUAGAGAUUUAAAAGUGGAUCCUGCACUAGAAAUCUUAAAUGUGAUGGCUUCUAGAGGUUAUGAACCCACAUUAGUUAUCUAUAGAGAUUUGAUUGGUGCUCUCUGCAAAGCAGAUAAAGUAGAAGAAGCUCGGGGUUUGUUUGAGAACAUCCUAUUGGGGCAAUGGAGUCCCGAUGUAAUUGUUUGGAUUAUCCUUAUUGACGGGUUAUUGAAGGAGGAGAAAUCAGAUGUAUGUGCUAAAUUUUUUCACAUAAUGGAAUCUAGAAAUUGUACUCUCAGUUCCCAGACUUGCUUGAUAUUGACUGGAGAGCUGUCCAAGGGCGAUAAGUCUAUUGAGACAGAUUGCGUAGCUGAUGGCUUAGACUGAUUUCAGCCAGGAUUUUGGAAAUGUGGUAUCCCAGAGAAGUUACACGUGGGAAUCUGGUAACUAGACUGACCCUACAGUGGUCAUGGGAUGAAUUCAGCCCACAUAAGAGCUGCAACUUCAUUUCUGAACUAUCCAACAGUUGCGAUGUUGUAAUCUAUUAAAGUCUUGAAGAUGCACUAAAAUACUCUGAAGUCUAUUGGUGGAGUCAGCUCUAAAUUGGAACAAGAAUGAGCUUGGGCUUUCGAGGGGAUAAGUAACACAUGUUUCAGGAUAAACAUGUAAUGACGUGGACUCUGACGGGCUAAAUUUGAUCGGCCGAGACAGAUGUUGUGGUUUCAAGAAAUGAAGGGCAUCGAAGAAGAAUUCCUUUUUUUGCGACAUCAAAGAAUCAAAGAAGAUUCAAGUUUUCACAGUAACUUUAGAGAAAAGAUAUAAAGGUAAAAUUUGUUAGAGGCAUUUUACGUACUAACCAAUUCAUUUAUUUAUUGAUUCAAAUUGUAUUCAAACAAAUAGACUCAUGUAUAGAAAAUCAAUUUUAGCUUUUAUUUCUUAACCCAAAUCUGCAGUCACGAAAUGUAAUUGUUGUUUCUUCCAACAUAUAAAGAUUUCCAUUGUCAAAUUUUGGGUAAUCUAAUGGAAUUCGUUAUGAAUGCAUACGUUUUUCUGUUA
This is a messenger RNA of Papaver somniferum (opium poppy), 3552 nucleotides long. RefSeq names its product pentatricopeptide repeat-containing protein At5g65560-like. The transcript is spliced from 3 exons. Gene Ontology annotation, molecular function: protein binding. Lineage: Eukaryota; Viridiplantae; Streptophyta; Magnoliopsida; Ranunculales; Papaveraceae. The record is from RefSeq and is a predicted model, not a curated record. The coding region runs from base 178 to 2883 and encodes 901 amino acids.